This is a messenger RNA of Cotesia glomerata, 3479 nucleotides long. Its product is annotated as tubulin polyglutamylase TTLL4-like. Gene Ontology annotation, biological process: microtubule cytoskeleton organization; protein polyglutamylation. The record is from RefSeq and is a predicted model, not a curated record. The coding region runs from base 806 to 2578 and encodes 590 amino acids. Lineage: Eukaryota; Metazoa; Arthropoda; Insecta; Hymenoptera; Braconidae. The transcript is spliced from 5 exons. Gene Ontology annotation, molecular function: tubulin-glutamic acid ligase activity; tubulin binding. Gene Ontology annotation, cellular component: cilium.
AAGACUCGCACAGUGAGGAGUAUCAUGAGGAACUCGGUCGUCAUAACCAUAUUUACAAAUUUUUUUAGCGUUACCGCACGUGUAUGACACACAACACACUGUUGCUUCGACAAUAAUUUUUAGUUCAAUGUCAGUUUGUGUUAAUCAAUCCAACUGUGACAAACUUAUUUCAGUGGCCUAAUUUAGUAUGUCCGCAGUUGGUUUGCUAAAAAAUCUUACGGUUGUAUUUUAAAAGUUUUACGGAGUAAUUUCGAUAUUAAAUCCAUCUAAAAUGGUGUUUACUUGGUCUUGUUUUUUUCUUCGCUUCAUUUUAUGAAAUAUCUAUGCUUUGUUAUUAUUGAACGCUGAGUUUCUGUUCAAGUGUCAGUAUAUUUUGAUAACAUACCGAGAGGCAAGUGGAAUUAUUCGGCCUUGGACAGUUCCAGGUACUUUGGUUUCUGGCACCCUUGAAGAUCCUUAAGCUUGUCGGUACACGAGUCUGCCCAUCAGAGUCUGAGUAUCAACCUCAUCCGUUGAAACGCACAAGAAACGUUAACUUUUUUUUCAUUGCUGAUUCUUAAUUUUGUUAUCAGCAGCUGAACAAUCAUAAGAUGCCAAGCUCUUACCCUUGACUUAUCCAGCUACUUCAUAAAGGUAAACAGAUUUUCAAUAGUUCCUCGAUAUAUAUUUAAGUUAAAACAGCGAGUAUAAAUUAAUCAAGUAUGCUUCGUCAUUUGUUUUGAUAGUCGCUCACAGUUGACACAGUUGAAGCUUUGGUAAAUUAAUUUGUAAAGAAUAUACCUCGAUAUCGAUAUUGAUAACAAUCAUGGACGUAAUAUCACGUAGCUACAAUCAUCACGUACUAGUUAAUAGUAAUAACAAUAGUAAUAGUACUAGCAAUAGUACUAGCAACGACAAUAGCGAAAGUAAUAAUCUAGACGAAUUAGACCUCGAAGAAGAAAUAGACCUCGAUCCCGAUUUUGACGAUGAGGACACUCAGGAUGAGACGCCGGACAGGAGUGAGUCGAUACCCACCAUCACAGAUUCCGAGUCGACGGAAGACAUCAGAAAAUUUCCCUUGCGUCGCAGUUUGUUUCCCUUCGUACCGCCGUAUAUCAUAUUUAAUGCGUUCGAUUCUCCUGGACAUGAGCUACCAUCCUCGCUGGUGAAGCAUCUCAAGUGGAAGCUGAGCUGCAUAACGCCGAUACUGGUAAAAAAAACUGUGAUGAACUCAGGAUUUCGGUUGCUGAAAAAUACCGACGACUGGGUGGCCAUUUGGGGGAAACAGAUGAAGUCAAAUUGCUUUAAGUCGCUGAAGGACCACCAGAAGUUCAAUCAUUUUCCGGGUACAUUCCAGCUCGGGCGUAAAGACCGUCUGUGGCGCAAUCUUAGUAGAUUCAUGAGCAAGUACGGGAAGAAAGAGUUCAACUUUGUACCGCGCACUUACGUGUUGCCCCAGGACUUGCGUAAUUUCCGUCAGGUUUGGGAAAAGAGUGGUGGCAAGGAAAAGUGGAUUAUAAAACCACCGGCUUCAGCGCGUGGAACGGGGAUUCGUGUCGUCCAUCGCUGGUCUCAGAUUCCCAAAAAACGCCCGCUGAUUGUUCAACAGUAUCUGUCAAAGCCUCUUCUAAUCGACGGGGCUAAAUUUGACUUACGUUUGUAUGUUCUUAUUUCGAGCUUAAAUCCUCUGAGGAUAUACAUUUAUCCCGACGGACUGGUGCGUUUUGCCUCUGUUAAGUACAGCGAUGAUAUAAACUACCUCAGCGAUCGUCUCAUGCAUCUAACAAACUACAGUAUUAAUAAAAAUAGCUCAAACUACACGAGUAACGAUUGCGCCGAUUCCUGCAGUGGCCAUAAGUGGACCAUCAAGACUUUGUGGUCGUAUUUGGAGAAGAAAGGCGUCAAUACUCGAAAAAUUUGGACCUCCAUCAAGGACAUUAUGAUCAAAACAAUCAUCUCGACGGAGUCAUCGAUAAACUCAUUGACGAAAAUAAAUACCUCGAAUCGUUAUAACUGUUUUGAGCUAUUUGGCGUGGACAUUUUGCUGGAUGAGACUUACAAGCCUUGGUUGCUAGAGUUCAAUAUAUCACCGUCCUUGCAAUCUUCGUCGGCGCUGGACAUCGCAGUAAAGGGCCCGAUGAUUAAAAAUGUAUUCAAUAUUAUCGGCUAUCGACUGCCAGGUAGUCUCCCAAAACGCGAAAUUAAAAAAUUGAGAUCGUUGUAUGACUAUGAGGAUCUCGUUUGCCAGCUCCCGGUACUUGACAAGUUGGUACUGUCGAAUGAAGAAAAACAAAAGCAGAAUUUGUACAUCAAUUUGGACAGAGAGGAUUACUUGGAUGACAUACUUGAAGAUUUGACACCGGAUGACCUCAGGUGUUUGAUACAUCAUGAAGACGAAAUUAGCCAGACUGAUAAGUUCGAAAGAAUAUUCCCGGCAAAACAUUCGUCUCAUUACUUAGAUUUAUUCGAUGUGCCGAGGUAUUAUAAUAUGUUAAUUGACGCUUGGGAAAACAAGUACGAAGACGAUCGAGAUGAGGGAAUUACUUUGCUCAAAAAACUUUGCCGGGAGAUGAUGCACCUUGAAAGUGAAGCAAUUUGAAGUUUUUUUUUUUAAUGAGAUAGCUAUUUGUAGUCAUUCAAAAUUUUUUUCAACUAUAAUUAUACGAAUUUAAUUAUUUAUACUAAUUCAUCACAUGAAAAAUUUCUAAAAAUUUUUUGUAUUGAAAAUUGAAUGGCUAUAGAUAGUUCUUAUAAAAUGAAUUUGAUAAAAAAUCGAUCACUGAUAAUAACUGAUGUAUUUUUUCGUAUAAGGAACUUUUGUGAUUCAUGUAAGACUUUGUACAAAUUUUCACGUCAUUUCUAUUAGUGUUCAUUAUGACUAUUAUUAUUAAUUAAUAUAAUGACAAAGCCCCUUAUUUCGGGUUUUAGAAAUAAAUACAAACAAGCAAAAGCUCGUGCCUUUUUAGAAAUAAAUUUUAAAUUGUAAUUAAAUUACUUCCUUGAUUAUUAGUAAAAUACGAAAUAUCAUUUAUUAUUACUGUUAAUGAAUAAUAAAUUUUAAUAAGAACAGUAAUUAAUAAAAAUUGAUAAUAACAAUUUUAGAUAAAUCAUUUAUUGUAAUAUUGAUACGUCAAAAUUUAGUUCUAAUUAUUGUAUAAUUUAAACUUGUUUGAUUUUUAAACUAUUGACAACUUUCUGUCGCUAAUUCUUGUCAAAAUUUUAUUUAUUCCCACUAGUACAUUAACUUAAUAAAUAAAUAAAUUAACUUUUGAUAGAAGAAUUUUAAAAUAAAAAAUUUUGAAUAUUAGAUAAAUAAAUUAAUUUUGAUGAGAAAAAAAGUGCGAUAGAAAAUUGUCGAUUAAUUAUAAUUAAGAUAAUUAUCUUAAUUAUUAUUAAAAUGUUAAAAUAAGUAAAAAGUAUAAGUUAAAAAUUGAAUUGUAAAACAAGUACAUAUUUUGGUACUUAAAAAAAUACUCUUUGAUAAAUAAAUAAUUAAAAAU